Messenger RNA from Drosophila sechellia, 1531 nucleotides. It is a transcript of the gene Nfs1, whose product is annotated as Nfs1 cysteine desulfurase. NCBI's taxonomy places the organism in Eukaryota, Metazoa, Arthropoda, Insecta, Diptera, Drosophilidae. The transcript has 2 exons. Gene Ontology annotation, cellular component: mitochondrion; cytosol; nucleus. Gene Ontology annotation, biological process: [2Fe-2S] cluster assembly. The record is from RefSeq and is a predicted model, not a curated record. Gene Ontology annotation, molecular function: cysteine desulfurase activity; pyridoxal phosphate binding. Bases 78 to 1454 code for a protein of 458 amino acids.
CCGCCGAGUACGGUCCCACUGAUUGUGAAAUCCGUGAUAACGAAUUUUAACACCAGAAUUUCUAGGAUUCCAUCAGAAUGCAAAAAGUGCUGGGACGCAUCCAGGCGCAGGUCCUCCGCUCCCGGGCGACGAAUUCAUUGGCCAAUGUGGUUAGGCACGAGGCCACAGCGGCUAAACCAGCCGCCACAUCCAAAGAAUUCCGGGAGAGACAGGUGCGAUUCAACAUAAAGAACGAACAGACCGAGGGUAGACCACUUUACCUGGAUGCCCAGGCCACCACUCCAAUGGACCCACGUGUAUUGGACGCCAUGCUUCCCUAUCUGACCAAUUUCUACGGAAAUCCCCACUCCCGUACUCAUGCCUACGGUUGGGAAACAGAGUCCGCUGUAGAAAAGGCCCGCGAGCAGGUGGCCACCCUGAUUAGCGCCGAUCCCAAGGAGAUCAUCUUCACAUCCGGCGCUACCGAGUCGAAUAAUAUCGCAGUAAAGGGUGUUGCCCGUUUCUACGGCACUAAGAAGCGGCACGUGAUCACCACCCAGACGGAGCACAAGUGCGUGCUGGACUCUUGUCGUGCUUUGGAGAACGAGGGAUUUAAAGUCACCUACCUGCCAGUGCUGGCCAACGGACUCAUCGACCUUCAGCAACUGGAGGAAACCAUCACAACGGAGACCUCGCUGGUGUCCAUUAUGACGGUGAAUAACGAAAUCGGCGUACGGCAACCCGUCGAUGAGAUUGGCAAACUGUGCCGGUCUCGCCGAGUAUUCUUUCACACGGAUGCCGCUCAGGCGGUGGGAAAGAUCCCGCUGGACGUUAACGCCAUGAACAUCGACCUGAUGUCCAUAUCGGGCCACAAAAUCUACGGCCCAAAGGGUGUAGGCGCCCUGUAUGUCCGACGAAGGCCGAGGGUUCGCCUGGAGCCCAUCCAAAGUGGGGGAGGCCAGGAGCGUGGCCUAAGGAGCGGAACGGUUCCAGCCCCGCUCGCCGUGGGAUUGGGAGCUGCUGCGGAACUCUCUCUGCGUGAGAUGGACUACGACAAGAACUGGGUGGACUUUCUAUCCAAUCGCCUGCUGGACAGGAUUUCAAGUGCCUUGCCGCAUGUCAUCAGGAAUGGUGAUGCCAAAGCCACAUACAAUGGGUGCCUAAAUUUGUCGUUUGCCUAUGUCGAGGGCGAGUCCCUUCUGAUGGCCCUUAAGGAUGUGGCCCUGAGCAGUGGCUCUGCCUGCACCUCCGCCUCGCUGGAGCCCUCCUACGUUCUGCGUGCCAUCGGCACCGACGAGGAUCUUGCCCACAGUUCCAUACGCUUUGGCAUCGGGCGCUUCACCACCGUCGAGGAAGUGGACUACACCGCCGACAAGUGCAUCAAGCAUGUGGAGCGACUGCGCGAGAUGUCGCCGCUGUGGGAGAUGGUCCAAGAGGGCAUCGACCUAAAGACCAUCCAAUGGUCGCAGCAUUAAUGUACUAAUAUUUAAGCCGUUACUGUUACACCACACCACUUUGAAAGCGAAGUGAAAAUAAAUUUGUUGGAAGAGUA